Molecule: messenger RNA, 2703 nt
Organism: Saccharomyces kudriavzevii IFO 1802
Lineage: Eukaryota; Fungi; Ascomycota; Saccharomycetes; Saccharomycetales; Saccharomycetaceae
Gene: FOX2
Product: bifunctional hydroxyacyl-CoA dehydrogenase/enoyl-CoA hydratase FOX2
Exons: 1
Coding region: 1-2703 (900 amino acids)
Molecular function (GO): oxidoreductase activity
Source: RefSeq, a predicted model, not a curated record
AUGACCGGAAAAUUAUCCUUUAAAGACAGGGUUGUUGUAAUUACGGGCGCCGGGGGCGGCCUGGGUAAAGUUUAUGCGAUGGCUUAUGCAAGUAGCGGUGCAAAAGUGGUUGUUAAUGAUCUAGGUGGCACCUUGGGUGGUUCAGGACACAACUCGCGAGCUGCCGAUUUAGUGGUGGACGAAAUCAAGAAAGCCGGGGGUGUAGCUGUGGCAAAUUACGAUUCUGUCAAUGAAAGUGGAGAAAAAAUUAUCGAAACAGCCAUAGAAGAAUUUGGUAGGGUUGAUAUCCUAGUCAAUAAUGCUGGAAUACUAAGAGAUGUGUCAUUUGCGAAGAUGACGGAAAACGAAUUUGCUUCUGUGGUGGAGGUUCAUCUGACUGGUGGUUAUAAGCUAUCACGGGCGGCUUGGCCUCAUAUGCGCUCUCAGAACUUUGGCAGAAUUAUUAACACCGCUUCCCCAGCUGGAUUAUUUGGAAAUUUUGGACAAGCUAAUUAUUCAGCUGCUAAAAUGGGGUUAGUUGGUUUGGCGGAAACUCUCGCGAAAGAGGGUGCCAAAUACAACAUUAAUGUUAAUUCAAUUGCACCAUUGGCCAGAUCAAGAAUGACGGAGAAUGUCUUACCACCACAUAUCUUAAAGGAACUGGGGCCAGAGAAAAUUGUUCCAUUAGUACUUUACUUAACCCAUGAAAGUACGAAAGUAUCGAACUCCAUCUUUGAGCUUGCUGCUGGGUUCUUUGGGCAGCUUAGAUGGGAAAGGUCUUCCGGGCAAAUCUUUAAUCCUGAUCCCAAAACAUAUACACCAGAAGCUAUUCUAAAUAAAUGGAAGGAAAUCACUGAUUUUAACGAUAAGUCGUUCAACAAGACUCAGCAUCCAUACCAACUUUCAGAUUAUAAUGACUUGAUCACAAAAGCUAAAAAAUUACCCUCAAACGAUCAGGGACCCAUUAAAAUCAAUUCGAUUCGCGAUAAGGUUGUAAUAAUCACAGGUGCAGGAGGUGGUCUUGGAAGAUCACAUGCCCUCUGGUUUGCACGCUACGGUGCAAAAGUGGUUGUGAAUGACAUCAAGAACCCUUUUUCGGUGGUUGAAGAAAUCAAUAAAAUGUAUGGUGAAGGCACAGCUGUUCCAGACUCUCAUGAUGUAGUCACUGAAGCCCCACACAUCAUUGAAACUGCCAUAAACAAAUUUCAAAAAGUGAACAUUCUGGUCAAUAACGCCGGUAUUUUGCGUGACAGAUCCUUUGUGAAAAUGAAAGAUGAAGAAUGGUUCGCUGUUCUGAAAGUUCAUCUUUUUUCCACAUUUGCGUUGUCAAAGGCAGUAUGGCCAAUAUUCACGAAGCAGAAGUCAGGAUUUGUCAUUAACACCACUUCUACCUCAGGAAUUUAUGGUAAUUUUGGACAGGCCAACUAUGCUGCUGCAAAAGCUGCAAUUUUAGGUUUUAGCAAGACUAUUGCACUGGAAGGUGCCAAAAGAGGAAUUAUUGUUAAUGUCAUUGCUCCCCAUGCCGAAACCGCUAUGACUAAGACUAUAUUCUCUGAAAAGGAAUUGUCGAACCACUUCGAUGCGUCUCAGGUCUCUCCGUUUGUUGUUUUGUUGGCAUCUGAGGAACUACAAAAGAAUUCUGGAGGAAAGGUUAAUGGUCAAUUGUUUGAAGUUGGUGGUGGUUGGUGUGGACAAACCAGAUGGCAAAGAAGCUCUGGUUAUGUUUCUAUAAAAGAGAUUAUUGAACCCGAAGAAAUUAGGGAAAACUGGAGUCAUAUAACCGAUUUCAGUGGUAACACCACCAAUCCAAGCUCCACAGAGGAGUCUUCAAUGGCUAUUUUACAAGCAGUACAAAAAGCACACUCCUCAAAGGAAUCAAACGACGGAGUUUUUAAGUAUACUACCAGGGAUUGUAUCUUAUACAAUUUGGGACUUGGCUGUACAAGCAAAGAGUUAAAAUACACUUACGAAAAUGAUUCAGAUUUCCAGGUUUUGCCUUCUUUUGCCGUCAUUCCAUUUAUGCAAGCAACUGCUACACUAUCUAUGGAUAAUUUGGUUGACAACUUUAAUUAUGCAAUGUUAUUGCAUGGGGAGCAAUAUUUUAAACUCUUCACGCCAAAGUUGCCAAGCAGCGGAACAUUGAAAACGGUUGCUAAACCUUUGCAAGUUCUUGACAAGAAUGGUAAAGCAGCUUUAGUUGUUGGUGGUUUCGAAACCUAUGACGUUAAAAACAAGAAACUGCUGGCCUAUAAUGAGGGUUCAUUCUUUAUCAGAGGUGCACGUGUGCCCUUAAAAAAGCAAAUAACAAGUGGAAACAGGGCAAAAUUCGCUACUCAACGAUUUGAUGCACCACGCGGAAAGGUGCCCGACUUUGAGAUGGAGAUUUCUACUAAUAAAGAUCAAGCCGCAUUAUACAGGUUAUCUGGCGAUUUGAAUCCCUUACAUAUCGAUCCCACAUUAGCCAAAGCAGUAAAUUUCCCUUCACCAAUCCUCCAUGGCCUUUGCACAUUAGGUGUUAGUGCGAAGGCAUUAUUUGAGCAUUAUGGCCCAUAUGAGGAGUUGAAAGUAAGAUUUACCAACGUUGUUUUCCCAGGUGAUACUUUAAAAGUUAAGGCGUGGAAACAAGGUGCAGUUGUCAUUUUCCAGACUAUUGAUAUGACGAGAAACAUCGUUGUCUUGGAUAAUGCUGCCGUCAAACUAUCACAAGCCAAGUCUAAACUAUGA